Ruditapes philippinarum (Manila clam) is the source of this 6081-nucleotide messenger RNA. Its product is annotated as sushi, von Willebrand factor type A, EGF and pentraxin domain-containing protein 1-like. Bases 51 to 4652 code for a protein of 1533 amino acids. NCBI's taxonomy places the organism in Eukaryota, Metazoa, Mollusca, Bivalvia, Venerida, Veneridae. The transcript is spliced from 26 exons. Gene Ontology annotation, molecular function: calcium ion binding. The record is from RefSeq and is a predicted model, not a curated record.
AGUCUGUUUUAAAACUCUAGCGCAUUAGUGAUGAGCGCAAAAAUUAGGGCAUGGUUAAUUUCUACGUUUACAGUACUUGGUGUUUUCUGAUUUCGUUGAAAAUUAAAUACAUUACAAGUAUGCGGUUAACGCAUCUGUAUGUUUUUCUUUUCUGUGAAGCAUAUAUAAAGUGCUGUGAUUUCUCCGAAUUAUCUGGAAAUAUACUGGAAUGUGAACAUAACGGCAAGAAGGUUCAAAAUGCUCAAAACGGCACGAUCGAAGCAGGCUCUGUUUGCAAAGUUGAGCUACCACUAGGAGUUUAUAACGUUCAAUGCCAAGAUACACACUGGAUAAUACUGCAAGAGGUCAUUGAAAAAAAAGCUCACAUAAGGCGAAAGAGGGGAUGGUGGCGAAAAGCAGGAAAAGUUGUUGGUAACGUGUUGGAAGGAAUUGCAAAGGGAGUCAUAUGUGUUCUUUCACUCUUUACAGCUUGUGCAUUUGGCGACAGACAUCCUUCAGAUAGAACGCCCCCUACUAUUACAUGCGUACCUCCGAAAUUAUUUGUCACAGCGGAACCGUUUUCUUACUAUACCAAAGCUACGUGGGCGGAGCCUGAGGCAUUUGAUGAUACAGAUGGGAAAAUCACUCCGAGACGAAUAAGUGGGUAUCCACCUGGGCAUCACUUUCGUGAGGGAGAUACAACAGUAACAUAUAAAGCUACAGACACAAGUGGAAAUUCUGCAUAUUGUGAUAUCAUUGUCAUUGUGAAAGUCGUACGAUGUGAUUCACCUAAACGUAUAAACAAUGGUUAUUUCCAAUGCAACCCUGUUACUGAACAUUUGAAUGGAGGAACAUGUAGGUUUGGUUGUUACGACGGAUUUGAGUUAGUUGGUGGACCAGAUUAUAUUCACUGCAAGGACAACGGACAAUGGUCGGACUCCCAUCCUAUAUGCAAGCCCUUGAAGUGCCCUGCUUUACAACGAUUAGAGGGAGCUGGGGAACCAUCAUGUACAGAUGAAUUCAACUUUCGUAGCAUUUGUUCAUACAAUUGUGGCACUGGAUUUGAUAUGCCACCAAAAGUUAGUAAAACAUUGGUGUGUGACAGAACCAAGUCCUGGCGAUCGUUUGGCACACCAAAAUGCAUUGAUGUUGAGCCACCUACAUUUAAAUCUGGGACGUGUCCAAGUAUAGUCGUAGCAGGCACUGAUCCAGGUCUGAACUCUACAAUAGUUAGUUGGAAACCACCCGAAGUAAUGGAUAAUAGCAACAAUGCAGUUAUAGAAAGUAGACCCGGUUACUCCCCUGGUGUCCGACUUACUACGGGUAUAUAUUCGGUAUGGUAUGGAGCACAAGAUGCUGCCGGGAACAUUGCUUUUAACAACUGCUCAUUUAGAAUUAUUGUUCGGGAAAUCAGAUGUUCGAAGCUUUACCCCACACCAUACCUCCAAAUUAAUUGUCCAAACGGUUACGGUUCUGGUGCAAGUUGUAACAUUUCCUGUGAUCCUGGUAAGGUAUUGGUCGGCUCAGAUCAUGUCAGAUGUAAAAGAAACCUAACAUAUUUAUACGGUGUCUGGAACUGGAAAGAAAGUGUACAGUCGACUUGUAUCAAUGGCAGGACUUGUGCGGAUAUUCCGCCACCUAAGAACGGCGCUGUAGUUUGUGACAACUGGGAAGGAGGCGAGUUUUGUCAAGUGCAAUGUAAGAAUGGUACUCAAAUGUCUAGCGUUAGUUUAAACAAACUGUACGUUUGUCAAGGUCAGAAAGGUGAAUGGUCAAGUGAUCCACCAAAGGUGAAGACAUGUAGAGCGGUACGAAGUCACCAUGUGUCCCAGCAUAUAGGGAUAGAAGUUUACUACUACUUUGACGGGGAAUGUACCGAUCCAAAAACCAAACAACAAAUUUCUAACAAUUUUAUUGAACGUUUGAAAGCCAGUCUCUAUCAAGAUGAAGCGUGUCCAAACUCUAUGGAAUGUAACAAAGGAAAUGUACAUAUAACGUGUGGAGAAUCCAGUAGGAAGAGAAGAAACGCAGACUCAAAGAAUAUUCUUGUUAUUACUGCAAAACUACCUGUUACGUUGCUUAGUAACGAAAGUUUGUAUACAGCGGAAGACAGGUAUAUUAAUCUUCUAGAUGGUGUACAGGAUGUUCUUAAUAAGAAUGUUAAAGCUAUAUUUGGCAAUGCGACCGUCUCGCAAAAAGAGUAUGUGACGAAAGGUUUACAGAUAGAAUGUCCAAAAGGGUCAGUGAAGUCGGAACAAAGCUUGGAUUGCAUUGAUUGUCCUGAGGGAACAUUUUAUAAAAGAGGCUCAGGCUCUUCGAUAUGUGAGGUGUGUAGAAAGGGGGCAUUUCAAGACAGAGCGGCACAGUUAUCCUGCAUACGUUGCCCACUUGGAACAACAACACAUAGUGUCGGGGCGACAUCUGCCCAUCAUUGUGAAGGGGCGUGUUUACCAGGGACAUAUUCCAAUGAUGGACUCAUGCCAUGCACUCCUUGCGAGCAGGGACAAUACCAAGCAUCGUAUGGGCAGACAUUUUGUCGUCCAUGCCGUGGCUCAAAGUCUACAUUGACAUUUGGUAUGACAUCUGCGUCUGAUUGUAAAGAGUUUGACAUUGAGUUGAUUGAUCAAGAUAAGUCAGAAAUACAUAUGGCAUCACAUAACAAUGUCAGCAUUAAAGAUUUCACACUAACAUUCUGGUUUCGAAACACCGCAACUAACAACUCUAGUAUUGACAAAUUUCCAACUAUUACAUUGUCAAAUAACAAAAAAGAAGCCGUCUGGCUAUGGGAAGAAUUGAGAAAUGCAAAACAGAAAAAGAGUGAAAGUACAGUUUACUUUGGUCUUCCUGACACACGCUGGCACUUUAUAACAUUGUAUAGGAGUGCUAAAUGUAUGGUAUCCGUGUCUGUAGAUGGUAUGGUUUUACCUGUAGUAGAUAUAAGUGGAGGAUGCACAGAUAUAACUUUCAACUCGGUGUCUAUAACCGCAGACAACAAAACUAGCGGAAGUUUGUCGCAGCUUAAUAUAUGGCGUGGUAGACAUCAAACAGGAUAUAAGCAUAGGUGUUUUUCAAAUGAUAUUGGCGAUGUGUUCUCUUGGAAGACCAUGGAAGAAGCCGAAAUUACAGGGGCAUAUAUGGAUAUUCCAAGCCAGUGUGAUGAUUUCGACAAUUGCGUAUCCUCGCCUUGUCUCCAUGGAUCUUGCACGGACGCUCUUCACGGAUUUACAUGUGCUUGUGACAAAGGAUUCUCUGGGAUGCAUUGUGAAUUAAAUAUUGAUGACUGUGAAGCAGAUGUCUGUAUGAACAAUGCAACAUGUAUUGAUGGCAUUUCAAACUACUUCUGCUCUUGCCCAUCUAACUUCACCGGGCAGUUUUGUGAGAUAGAAAUGGUGGAUGGGGGAAACUGGUCUGAAUGUUCUACGACGUGUGGUGACGGAGAGAGAAAACGAAAACGGCUCUGUAACAGUCCUUCCCCAGAUAAUGGAGGAGAAGAUUGCCAUGGGGACACGUUUGAUUUUAUAACUUGUAACAACACUGACUGUCCAGUAUGUCCCGAAAUUCCUGCUCCGGUAAAUGGAUCUCUCGAUUGUAUAAAUGACACAGAUACAAUCAACUGCACAAUGUCAUGUGACGACGGUUUUGACUUCGAUAUAGAACCUCUUCCAUUAUACUACUGCGGACCGCAUACAUUCCAGGAAUGGAACUAUCAAUCAGACGAAAACCCCGAGAGGAGAAUACCAAGAUGUGUCGAAAUAAAAGUACCCAAAGAGAUGACUGUCAUAUAUUCGGCACACUAUGAAGACCUUUAUUGUGCAAAUCAGGAUCUCGAAGAUUUUGCUGUAGAACAGAUAGACCUUACUGUCAACACGAUGCUUUCAAAUGUUGCAUGCUUAGUGAAAAACACAUGCGCCUUAAAUUACAUAAAGAUAAUUGAUUGCGAAAGUGAAAGCAAUGGUCGAAAGCGACGUGCUGUGGAGACGACAGCUGGAUUCAGUUUACAGAUACAAACAAAUCCAACCGAAGAAAAUAAAAAUGAAACCAUGCAAGACCUUGUGGAUGCAUUUAAAAACAUCCAAAAUGCAGCAGAUUCUGGUGAUCUCACUGUUCAAGUUCUUGGCGAUUAUUAUGAAUUAAGAAGCAAUUCUACUGAAAUACAAGGUGACGUGAAAUGUGGACCUGGCGAAACAAAAGUCAAGUUUUAUUGUGUGCCAUGUGGAAAGGGUUCAUAUCUGACUACGGAUAUAUGUAAACCAUGUCCAGUAGGGACUUACCAGACCCUUGAGGGACAAUCUUAUUGUGUAAACUGUCCGCCAGGAAAAAGAACUAUUGGAAUUCAGUCAAUAAGUAUUAAUGAAUGCACAGUGAAUGUUAUUGUGCCUCAAGAAGACGGAUUUACAGUAACUGGGAUCACAGCUGGCUAUUUGUGUGGCCUCGUUGUCAUAACAGUAGCCAUACUUAUUUACAGUAGAUACAGAUCUUCAAAGGCAAAAAUCUUAGAGGAUACAGAUAUCAACAUGGUUUCUCAACCAGGCACAAGUUCUGACCAGGACAACAGUGAGCUUAGUCCAAAAAAAAAAAAAAAUAGGAAUUUAGAAGCGACUUCUCUCACUUUCCAGUCGGAUGUGCCUCAAAUGCCCACCGUUGAUUCUAAAAAAGAAGGAUCACUUUUAUAACAAGAAGGAUACAUCGCUGACGGAGAUUGUGUACAUUUGUAUCUAAGGAUGAAGAGUUUAUUCACAGUAAACAUUGGAAUGACGUCAUUGCGUCAUGUCAAUGACGUCAUAGCGUCGUGUCAAUGACUAUGACAACAGUCUUAAUCUCGCUUAAUGUUUACGUAUAUUCAUAAUAUACUGAUUUAAAUAAAUAGAAUGUCACUUACAAACUACUAUUAUUCUUGUACUUUGUGGAUAUAAAUUUAUGUUAAUUGACUAGGGCCUCUGUAUAGGUUUGUUUAUUAAAAGGUCGGGGCUUUCCAAAUAAUUAGCGAUAAAGUGUUUAAUUUGUAAUUGGAUAAUUAAUUGAUAUUUGAGCAUAUCAUAUCAGAAUCAACUAAACGAAAAGACAAUAUAAUAAGCUUUAUAUCAGUUUAAUAUGGUGGCAUAUUUCUGCCACCAAAUAACCUGAUAACUAGUUAAUGAAGAGGUUAACUAAAUACGUAACUAGUUAACCCGAUAACUUACUAAUUAGUUAAGAGGUUAACUAGUUACGUAACUAGUUAACCUCUUAAUUAACUAGUUAGUUAUAUGAUUAUAUAGUGGCAGAAAUAUGCCACCAUAGUUUUUUCCCUAAUUUAUCACUUAAAUAAAUCAUUCUAAUUAAAAUAGUAUUAUAAUAAUGCACUUGUGUUGUGUUACAACUUGGCAAUGUGACAUCAAUUGCGUUAUACAAAUUGAAAGUAAAAGCACGGUAAUGGUUGAGAUUAACUAUUGUUGUCUCAAUUAGAGUGCUCAUUUUUUAAACCCGAUAAUACAUAUGGUAUAAAGAACGAGGCUCAGCAUUAUAUUCGUGUAUCUUCAUUUCUACAUUAUUGAACUCCUUACAGAAAUUAAUAUUAUGUUCGCCAUCUACGUCAUUUUGAUUAUUAAAAUUUUUUUGAAACCAAUUAGUUUUAAUCUUUUUUAACGAGCUUCAUGUGUCUUAUAUUAUUUUUAAUCCGGGUCUCUAAGCUUUUGAAAUGUUAAAUAUGCAACGGGAUCGGACCAGUGAGUUCGUGACAGUAGCAACAACCACUGAUACAAACAACAACAACAACAGCAACAACAAAUAUGAAGUAUAUGUGCUAGCGCGGGCUAGGGCCUAUGCCAUGCGGGCAUUGCGACAUUGUGCGAGUAUCAUAAUGCCUAAUAACACCCUUGAGGCCUGCAAGCUUUUGAAAUGGCAAAAACUGGCGAAACUCCAUUCAUUUCGUAUGUUACAUCGGCUGUAAGUAGUCGCUAUUCGUAUUUCAUAAAAAAUUAUUAAUUAUUUGCGUUGUCUUUUUUGUUUGUUUUAACAGAUGCUUUUAUUAAAAUCUAAUCAUUUUAAACAUGUGUUUUCAUAAAAUUAUGUUCAUAGUCAUGUUGGCUACUUUGUCAAUAAAGACAUAUUGUAUCGUUAAGUUUA